AUGAAGGCACUCUUCACAGCACUCAGGAAGCAGUUGCAAUGCCAUGCCUGCCCUGACCCAGGCUACACAUACACAUGGGAUGGUCAAGCCCAACAGUUCCAAAUCAAGUGCUCAGUGUGUGGCAGAAAGCUGAACCAGUCCCAGGCCAGGGAGCAUAUCCUCCAGCUUGUUACCCAGGAUGAGUUGAUCUUGCCAGAGGAGUUCCUGCCAGCCCCUGCCAAGUCAACUUGGUCUCCCUCCCCAGCUGAGCCAAUCACCACAGUGGAGCAUCUGCCCACUCCAGAGGCUCCAGCUGCCACCACCACCAUGCAGCUGCAUUCCAAGAUGGUCCAGGACCCUACAACAGCCAUGGAGAUGUCUUUGGAGAUCCACUGGGUGCCCAUGCUCAACACUAUUGUCCCAAUGGAUGGUAUGGUGGAGGUACCACAUCUACCAAGGGUCAAGCGGUCCACCACAAUCAAGCCAGAUGGUAACUGUCUUUUUAGGGCUGUCAGCUACCAUGUCUAUGGUACUCAGGACCACCACAUGGAGGUCAGGAAAGAUGCAGUGGAGUGGCUCCAUAGCCAACCAUACUUGGUGGCCACCUUUGCUGCAGAGGGUAGUGGUCACCUUGGACCUGGUGCCUGGCUGGACCAGAUGGCCAAGGAAGGCACCUGGGGAGAUGAGCUCACCCUCCUGGGACUCGCAGAGGCACACCACUGCAGCCUGUGGGUGUACUCUGACCAGCAUGACCUCCACACCACCUACCCAGGUGGAGCUGGUGGACCAUACCAGGGGCUCAUCCACCUGGGUGGCAACCACUAUGAGAUCCUGAGCUUGUGA
Molecule: messenger RNA, 822 nt
Organism: Ustilago hordei
Lineage: Eukaryota; Fungi; Basidiomycota; Ustilaginomycetes; Ustilaginales; Ustilaginaceae
Exons: 1
Coding region: 1-822 (273 amino acids)
Biological process (GO): protein deubiquitination
Molecular function (GO): cysteine-type deubiquitinase activity
Source: RefSeq, a predicted model, not a curated record